AGGUGUAUGCCAAUAUUGGACAGUCAAUACACACAAUGAGUUUAUUUGGGGCUGUAUGUUCGGGCAGACCCAUUCAAAUGGCCCAACAGGUUGAGAAUACAAAGUAUGUGAUUACCAUACCCAAUGCAUCCAACGUCUCGUAUAUUACAAUAUUCCUACUCCCAAAUUCCUCAUUCACAGAUACAAAUUAUACAGCAUUGGUAUAUUUCCAAUUGCCCAAUAGUCAAGAAUAUAAAUUACUUGGAGGCAUUGGCCCCAAUAAACCUUCUGCUAUCUAUAAAUUGAACAACAAUGCUACCAAAGUCAACAAUCAAUCUGAUGAAAUAGACAUGGAUAUGGGAGAAGGACCGGUUGAUUCGGCUGAUACUACUACAAUAAACAUUGGAAUAUCAAUUGAGCCUAGUGAGCUCGCUAGUCAAUUGAUUGAGCAGGCAAAAGUCAGUCAAACUUCUGCUUUGGUUGUUGCACCCAAACCUGUCCCUCGUGCUCCAAACGAUACAGCGCAAUUGGCCAAUAAGAUUGUAGGGCAUGCAUAUAACUUUUUGGGUAGUUUUGUAGACACAUCAGGUAAGGUACCUAUAAAAGCAUUUGACAAUUGGUGGGAUAAAUUUAAAAUGAAAUUGCAAAAUAAUCCAAAUUUUUUGGAAGAAUUGCAAGAGUAGACAAUUAGAAUAUUAGUUUGGUUAGCAACUGAAUACAUAUUGUAAUUACAACUGGUUUAAACCCCGAAACAUACAGAGAUAAAGUUUGGCUCGUGCAUAGCAUUGGCUGAUCUUACGCGCAGGAACGUAACGUAACCAGAUAGUUUAGGGAGGGAUCAGCUGCAAGAUUUGUUGGCUGCCAUAAUUUUUUUUUCCACUGAUCCAAUUGAUAUGAGACAGAUAUGGAACAAAGUGAUCUCGGAAAAAGGACCAUCAUUAGCACAUCUGCAGAUGAGACAUGUGUGAUGCUUUUUUUGUGCCUUUCUUCCAGGACGGCAAACGCAAUAGUUCAAAAAGAAAUGUGUGUCCUUAUUGUUGCACCACUUGGCAAAAGUGAUGACCAUAUGACGAGGGGGAUCGGGGGGGUUUGAAUGGCAUGACGUAGGAUCACAC
This is a messenger RNA of Spathaspora passalidarum NRRL Y-27907, 1094 nucleotides long. RefSeq lists its product as uncharacterized. Gene Ontology annotation, molecular function: nuclear import signal receptor activity. The transcript has a single exon. Gene Ontology annotation, biological process: protein import into nucleus. The record is from RefSeq and is a predicted model, not a curated record. The coding region runs from base 36 to 662 and encodes 208 amino acids. Gene Ontology annotation, cellular component: nucleus; cytosol. NCBI's taxonomy places the organism in Eukaryota, Fungi, Ascomycota, Pichiomycetes, Serinales, Debaryomycetaceae.